AUGGCAGACGACCUCUCCGCCUCAAAGCUCUUCAGCUUCUCCUCCCACGUCGCCCUCAUAACCGGCGGCGCCAGCGGCCUCGGAGAGAUGGCCGCCCAAGCCUUCAUCCAAAACGGCGCCCGCGUCAUCAUCGCCUCUCGCAAAGAAUCCGAGCUCAAGAAAACCUCCGACCGCCUCAAUUCCCUCGGCCCCGGAAAGUGCGAGUACGUCGUCGCAGACCUAAAAGACAAAGCCGGCUGUCUCGCACUCUGCGCAGAAGUAAAGAAACGAACAGAUCGAUUGACGGUGUUGUUGAAUAACUCCGGCGCAACCUGGGGCGCAGAUUACUACGACUUCCCCGAGAGCGGCUGGGACAAACUCAUGGCGCUGAAUGUAAAAUCUAUCUUUUACGUCACCGCCGGAUUGGAGCCUCUGCUGCUGAAGGGCACGUCGAAAGACUUCCCCAGCCGUGUUAUCAAUGUGGCUAGCAUCGCAGGCAUCCAGACUGUAGACGUGACCGUGAGUGAAAGCGGGGGCCUCGCGCAGCCAGGGACAGGAACAUACAGCUACGGCCCGAGCAAAGCCGCAUGUAUCCACCUCACCAAAUUGCAGGCCUCGAAACUUGCACCAAAGAACAUCAUGGUGAAUGUCAUCUGCCCGGGUGUUUUCCCCAGCAGGAUGACGGCCUUUGGGCUAGGCAAGUUCAGGGACACGCUCGAGGCUGGACAGCCCACGGGCCGCAUCGGGAAACCGAGUGAUUUUGGAGGGCUGGUGUUGUUCUUGAGUAGUCUUGCGAGCGCCCACAUGACAGGAAACGUCCUCGAGGUCGAUGGCGGGCAGAACCUCACUGGCUGGAGGGGCAAGGCAAAGAGCGAGAGCAAGAUAUAA
Didymosphaeria variabile is the source of this 867-nucleotide messenger RNA. RefSeq lists its product as uncharacterized. NCBI's taxonomy places the organism in Eukaryota, Fungi, Ascomycota, Dothideomycetes, Pleosporales, Didymosphaeriaceae. Bases 1 to 867 code for a protein of 288 amino acids. The record is from RefSeq and is a predicted model, not a curated record. The transcript has 2 exons.